CGCAACCUGAACGGAUCAUUGGUCAGGUGAAGUGAAAGUGUGUGUCGUAGAUAAUAAUUGUAAUUAUUGUAAAUAAAACUUUCAGCAAUUGUGUAAAGGUGUGAAUGAGAGAAUAAUUAAAACUAUAAAGGGCAGUUAUGGAAGGUCAACAGUUUUGCUUGAGAUGGCACAAUUUUCAAAAUACAUUGCUUAGUACACUACCAAAAUUAUUGGAUGGAGGUUAUUUGACAGAUGUUACGCUUAGUGCUGGUGGUAGACAUAUCCGCGCUCACAGGAUUAUUUUAUCAGCUUGCAGUUAUUACUUCAAAGAAUUAUUUAAGGAUUUAAGUAAUCUACAGCACCCAGUAAUUGUUUUACCAGGUAUGGAGUAUGCAAAUUUAUGUGCCCUAGUAACAUUUAUGUACAAUGGAGAAGUAAAUAUUUAUCAAGAACAGUUACCUGCACUUUUAGCAAUGGCAGAUACAUUGCACAUACGUGGACUUGCGGACAUUGCUGGGAAAAAUUCUCAUAGUGAUAAUGGACUCUUCAUCCAUCCAGCGGGCACUCACGAAGACACCGAAUUAACUCAGGAACCAACAAUAAAAGAAGAAACGAACGAAGAAACACCGGCAACCGAAAUACUCGAAUCUAUUGCUCAUUCUAACGAAUCUGUGGAAGAUGAUUCACUUCUUGAUAAAGUAGAAAUCCCCUGUAGUGUUAAAACUAAACCUUACUAUUCUAUAAAUGCAAAAUUAGCGCAAAAAGAAAAGAAACAAAGCUCACAAAAUGGCUCACAGAGUAAAGAAAAAAAUUUGAUCUCUGACAAUAAAAUUGAAAAUGUUUCAGUCAAUGAAGAACAAAAUAUUUUAGAUGACGUUAAGAAUCCUAGUAUUGAUACUAAUUUUAGAUUUUUAACUUCGUCUGCUGGCAGAGGCAAUCAAAUGUGUAAUAAAACUAGUGUAAUGUGUUUAAUAUGUGGAAAACAAUUGAGUAAUCAAUACAAUCUUCGAGUUCAUAUGGAGACUCAUAGUAAUAGUUCAUACAGUUGUUCAGCUUGUUCUCAUGUGUCCAGAUCAAGAGAUGCUCUCAGAAAACAUGUUUCAUAUAGACAUCCUGUUGCGACACCUCAGAAACGUCCGCGAUAUAGUCUUACGAAACCCUAAAAUAAAAAAAAAUUUAUCUAAAAAUUUAUUCACAUUUAUUAGUAAGAAGAUUCAAAUUAAGAUAUCCCUAUUUAGUUGAUUAUUAUGCUGAUUUAAAAUUUACUUGGAUUUAAGACAAAUUUUUUAGUUUAUUUGUUUGUUAUUGUAAUUAUAACUUGUAAAUAAUUAACGUAAACAAAAAACAAAAUGCACAAAAUUUAAUAAUGGAUCACGGCAUAAUUAAAUCCAAUAAAAAGGUUUCUACAAUGUCUUAAUAUAUUCAACUUUAUAUACGAAAAACCAAAGUUUUACAGUUGAUUUGUGAAAAGCAUGGACUAAAAUAUAAAUAAGUUGUAUUGCGAUGAAUUAAUGAAAUUAAGUAAAAUACAUCGUAAUAUAUAAAGAUAUUAUAUGUUUUUAAUUUCAUUUUUUCAAUGCAAAUAAUACUUUUGUACUAUUGUUUCGUUUUAUGAGUAUUUAUAUGUAAAAAUAAUUCAAAUUAUCAGCAAGUUAAUUAUAUUUUAGUCACUGUAGUAAUUAAAUAAUUAUUUAGUUUUACUAAAAAAGAACUUAUUAAUAUCAAAAAUAUAUGCAAUUUUUUCCACGAAAGAAAUCUUUUUUACGAUCAAAUUUGCUUGUCAGUAUGAUUGAAAAUAGUAAUUCUCAGAGAAGUCUUUUUUCCGUUUUUAACGACAAAUUAAGAUUUAUUUUAAGAUCACCAUAAUGUGCCUAUAAAUAGAAAAAAAAAAUGAAACAGUAAAAAUACUUACAAGUAUAAUAACUGAUAAAAUAAUAUUUUUACGUAAAUUAUAAUUCUUUACAAGUCAAUUGUAAAUAGCUCGACGUGACCUGAAAUGACUGUUGUUUGGAUAUCUAGUCCAUUUUAGUUUUUUUGUUCUUUUUGUCGAGAAUAAAUGCCAUUGAUGAAAAAAAAGACAAAAACAUAUUGCAUUAGUAAAGUUAUUUACUUAAAUAUUUUAGUUAUUAAUUUAUCAAU
Messenger RNA from Chelonus insularis, 2118 nucleotides. Its product is annotated as protein bric-a-brac 1. Gene Ontology annotation, molecular function: protein binding. The transcript has 4 exons. The coding region runs from base 138 to 1142 and encodes 334 amino acids. The record is from RefSeq and is a predicted model, not a curated record. Gene Ontology annotation, cellular component: nucleus. NCBI's taxonomy places the organism in Eukaryota, Metazoa, Arthropoda, Insecta, Hymenoptera, Braconidae. Gene Ontology annotation, biological process: regulation of transcription by RNA polymerase II.